Molecule: messenger RNA, 3744 nt
Organism: Fundulus heteroclitus (mummichog)
Lineage: Eukaryota; Metazoa; Chordata; Actinopteri; Cyprinodontiformes; Fundulidae
Gene: galnt9
Product: polypeptide N-acetylgalactosaminyltransferase 9
Exons: 11
Coding region: 1152-2903 (583 amino acids)
Cellular component (GO): Golgi apparatus
Source: RefSeq, a predicted model, not a curated record
GUUAGUUUUAGUCAGAUGUAAAUUCUAGGGUGGACGCCGCUCUUCUAAAGCGUGCAAAGCCAGUUGUAUAAUGGACACUUUUAAAACCGCUUUGAGUUGCAGUGUAUGGGAAACGCUCUAACCUCCACGCAUCACGGAUCAGCUCGUCUGUUAACACAUCUUCACGCACAUUUUCACAGUUCACUAACUGAGAGGGGCUGCUCUGCCGAGUGGAAGCGUUUCGCGGCUUAUGUGCUCGCCCCGUGCAUCUCUUCCAGUCAGCUCAAACCCUGAAUAUUCAUGAUAGCGGCUCUAAACGUCAGGACGCAGCGGCGGCCCUUCCUCCCUGUCACAGAGCAAAGCGAAGUGGAGCGGCUGAGAGGAGAGGAGAGGAGAGGAGAGGUGAGGAGAGGAGAGGAGGGACAGAGAGCAGAGCCCGGCUGCAUUUCUCCCACCAACGCUGAGCGACGGCUGCGUUUAAGGACAAAUCUGCCCUCGACCCACCUUCAGGCUGCAGCGGCGACGAGGGGCUGCUGCGAUUAACUGACGGGAGGAGGCGAGGAGCGGAAAAGGGCAAGGGAGAGAUAGAGAAACACCGCCUCUUAUUUUUUUUUAAAGCCAGCUCAUAUUUAUUGGACGCACCUCGGGUUCAUAUUUGAAGAGCGGGAGGGAUCGGGUGACUACCACCGUCUUCAUAAAAAAAGAUGCAAAAGAAAGCCAGCGACGGGGAAUAAAUGCUUCGGCACAAGCGGCCAUAUCAGAGAGUUACCUGCAUGAUGGAAGAGAUACAUCGGGAUUAGCAGAGCUGGCGACUUCCCACGUUGCGGGGGAGAGAUGUUUUGCAACUGUCGUCCGCUGUUUGGAAGGGAUAUGCCUUCCCUGGCGUCAUUCUUCGUAUGCAACGCUUAGUUUGAGCAUCGUGCACGUAAAACUGUUCCUGCGGAAGCCCGUAAAUAAAAUUAAAUUAAAUUAAAACCCAGAAAAGAAACGUCGUACUCCGGCUGGAGCCGUGCAACCUUUCCCCCGGUCUUGAACUUCCAGCGAGAUGACUCCGAGCGCAGCCUCCUGAGCUGUCCGCGGUGCUGAAUGAGCCAGUCAGCACUAAAAACUCCACCACGCAUGGACAACCGCUGGGCUUGACCGAGUCAGCCAGACCAGAACUCUCUUUUUUCAUGGCUGUGGCACGCAAAAUCAAAACUUUGCUGACCGUCAACAUCCUGGUGUUUGUGGGGAUCAUCUUGUUCUCGGUGUACUGCAGGAUCCAGGACCGAUCCGAGGAGCUAAUCCAGCUGGGGCGCCUCUCUGACCAGAGGCUGAGAGCAAGGAAUGGAAAAGUUUCCAACUCGGUGGACAGGCAGUCUAUUCUUCAGCGGCUGGAGAGGCUGGAGGAUGUGGUCUACAACCAGUUAAAUGGUCUAGCAAAGCCAAUGGGGCUUGUGGAGGGACCCGGGGGCCUCGGCCAGGGGGGAGCCGCUGCCACUCUGGGGGAGGACAGCCGUGAUGCAGAGGGGAAGUACGAGGAGUACGGCUACAAUGCCCAACUCAGUGACCGCAUCUCCCUUGACAGGAGCAUCCCUGACUACAGACCUAAAAAGAGGCUUAUAAGUACGAUAUUGGCUCAUGGGAACAAGGUGGAGAAAUGCAAUAAAUGCAGGCAAGCUGGUGAGAUUAUGGAGUCAGAAAGGAACAAGACGGAAUUGGAGCUAAAAUUCAACUUGGACCAGUACGUGAACAAACGGUACCCAGGCCUGGUGAAGAUUGUGAGGAAUAACAAGCGGGAGGGUUUGAUCCGAGCCAGGAUCCAUGGCUGGAAUGCAGCCACGUCUCCUGUUGUCGGCUUCUUUGACGCUCAUGUUGAGUUCAACACUGGCUGGGCUGAACCCAUUCUGACCCGGAUGAAGGAGGAUCAUACACGCAUUAUUCUUCCUGCCAUAGACAACAUCAAGUACAACACAUUUGAAGUGCAGCAGUAUGCCAAUGCUGCCCACGGCUACAACUGGGGUUUGUGGUGUAUGUACAUCAUCCCUCCACAAGAGUGGCUGGACAAGGGUGAUGAGACAGCCCCUAUCAGGACUCCAGCUAUGAUUGGCUGCUCGUUUGUGGUCGAUCGGGAAUACUUUGGUGAGAUUGGCCUGCUGGACCCAGGCAUGGAAGUCUACGGAGGCGAGAACAUUGAGCUGGGCAUGCGGGUGUGGCAGUGUGGAGGGAGCAUGGAGGUCCUGCCGUGUGCCCGAGUCGCCCAUAUCGAGCGCACCAAGAAACCCUACAACAAUGACAUAGACUACUACGCUAAACGCAACGCCCUGAGAGCAGCUGAAGUGUGGAUGGAUGAGUACAAAUCCCACGUCUACAUGGCCUGGAACAUUCCCAUGAAUAACCCGGGUGUUGAUUUCGGCGACGUCUCGGAGCGUGUGGCCUUAAGGAAAAGGAUGCAAUGUCGGAGCUUUCGCUGGUACCUGGAGCAUGUCUACCCAGAGAUGCGGAUCUACAACAACACCAUCACAUAUGGCGAGGUCAGAAACAGUAAAGCCAGUGGUUACUGCCUCGACCAAGGCUCGGAGGACGAUGACAAAGCCAUCCUUUACCCCUGCCACGGCAUGUCCUCCCAGCUUGCCCGUUACUCUACAGAGGGUCUUCUCCAGCUCGGACCCCUGGGGUCGACCACAUUUCUUCCUGACACAAAAUGUCUCAUUGAUGAUGGGAGAGGACGCACUCCCAGUCUGAAAAAAUGUGAUGCUGUUUCAAGGAUUUCCCAACGGCUUUGGGACUUUACACAGAAUGGCCCGAUUAUCAACAGAGACACUGGUCGGUGCUUGGAAGUGGAGAUGUCUAAAGAUGCCAACUUUGGUCUUCGCCUUGUGGUGCAGAGAUGUUCGGGUCAGAAGUGGAUGAUACGGAACUGGAUCAGGCAUCCCAGGCACUGAGGAAACGCUGUAAUUUCUGAGACACUUUGGCCAAUAUUUGCAGUUGCAGCAGACUGUUAAGGGAGGAGCAGAAACUGGUACAUUGCUGCAAGGUGUAGGAUUUCACACUAGAAAUUGUAAAGCACGCUGACCUCCACUCGGGCAACAGAGGUUAUGCUACAAUGAGUCUUAAAGAAGAACAUGAUCAAUGUAUAUGUUCCCCUGAGCUCUGUCCUCACACCACACCUUCAGGCAAGCUGCACUGUUUGAAACGGCCAACCUUUCUGACAUUCAGCCAUAUGUAUAGAGCACAUCCCCUUUGUGCAGUCUGGUUCAAUAUUUCACAGUGGUGAAUCUACUGUAAAACUCUCCCACCUUAGGAGAAAGGAAGACAUGUGGGUCUUUUUUGGGUCUAUGGACAUUAACAAGGUGGGUUGGGGUAAAUUAGGAGAGAUAAUUGUUACCAAUGGCCAGAUGAAACUGAAUCUUUUGGGAGUAAUUUUAGGAAGAGGCUAUGGACAUAAUGUGCUGCCAUAGCAGGACAUGUAAUAGGCUUCAGAGCAGCUGGCUAUUAUCCAAUCAGGAGGAACGUUACCUGUACUCACACAAACUGCAACACUUCUUUGUUUCUGUGGACUGUAUGGCUCACUGUGGACGAAAGCAAUCAUGUGCCUUUUGUUUAUUAUUUUUCAGCUUCAUCUGACCUGAGAAUGUCAGCCCCAAAAGCAUGUAUAAAGCUAUUUGAAAAUUAAAUUAUCAACCAUGUAUAAAGCCGUUUAAGGAUAGUAAUAUAUUGUAAAAAUGAAAUAAAAGUGGAAAGUUGAUAAAUGUCCUCUAAAAACAAUUAGAGGAUUAAAAUCAC